This is a messenger RNA of Choloepus didactylus (southern two-toed sloth), 3449 nucleotides long. It is a transcript of the gene KCNK2, whose product is annotated as potassium two pore domain channel subfamily K member 2. The transcript has 7 exons. Bases 295 to 1563 code for a protein of 422 amino acids. Gene Ontology annotation, cellular component: membrane. NCBI's taxonomy places the organism in Eukaryota, Metazoa, Chordata, Mammalia, Pilosa, Megalonychidae. The record is from RefSeq and is a predicted model, not a curated record. Gene Ontology annotation, biological process: stabilization of membrane potential; potassium ion transmembrane transport. Gene Ontology annotation, molecular function: outward rectifier potassium channel activity; potassium ion leak channel activity.
AACUGGGAUAUAGUUCCUCAUUUUAAUAAGGACAUGUCUUCUUGAUCCAAACUGCAACAACAGAGUAUUUGAAGAUCACAUUUCUCUUGCAUACAGCAGUGUUUGUUCAUUUUUUAGUGUUUUUGGACAGGAAAUUGAUCUACAGGGUAACAUUCACACAAAAAAGGAAACAGUAUGGGACGCUGGCUUGCUAGUACAAGUGACUCUGUUUUGGAAAUUACAGACAAGAAACCUUGGAGGAAGAACAGCAUUAAAGAUCAAAAGCAUGAUGACUCCUGAUGAAAACAUCACCAAAUGAUGAACCCACGAGCAAAAAGGAACUUCUACUUGGCGGCACCUGACUUGCUGGAUCCUAAAUCUGCCGCUCAGAACUCCAAACCGAGGCUCUCGUUUUCCACGAAACCCACAGUGCUUGCUUCCCGGGUGGAGAGUGAUACAACCAUUAAUGUUAUGAAAUGGAAGACGGUCUCCACGAUUUUCCUGGUGGUCGUCCUCUAUCUGAUCAUCGGAGCCACUGUGUUCAAAGCGUUGGAGCAGCCUCACGAGAGUUCACAGAGGACAACCAUUGUGAUCCAGAAGCAAACAUUUGUGUCCCAACACUCCUGUGUGAAUUCAACCGAGUUGGAUGAACUCAUCCAGCAAAUAGUGGCAGCAAUAAAUGCAGGGAUUAUACCUUUAGGAAACACCUCCAAUCAAAUCAGUCACUGGGAUUUGGGAAGUUCCUUCUUCUUUGCUGGCACUGUUAUUACAACCAUAGGAUUUGGAAACAUCUCACCACGCACAGAAGGAGGAAAAAUAUUCUGUAUCAUCUAUGCCUUACUAGGAAUUCCCCUCUUUGGUUUCCUUUUGGCUGGAGUUGGAGAUCAACUAGGGACCGUAUUUGGAAAAGGAAUUGCAAAAGUAGAAGACACAUUUAUUAAGUGGAAUGUUAGUCAGACAAAGAUUCGCAUCAUCUCAACAAUCAUAUUUAUAUUGUUUGGCUGUGUGCUGUUUGUGGCUCUGCCUGCAAUCAUAUUCAAGCACAUAGAAGGCUGGAGUGCCCUGGACGCCAUUUAUUUUGUGGUUAUCACUUUAACAACCAUUGGAUUUGGCGACUAUGUUGCAGGUGGAUCAGAUAUUGAAUAUCUAGACUUCUAUAAACCUGUGGUGUGGUUUUGGAUCCUUGUAGGGCUUGCUUACUUUGCAGCUGUUCUCAGCAUGAUUGGAGACUGGCUCCGAGUGAUAUCCAAAAAGACAAAGGAAGAGGUGGGAGAAUUCAGAGCUCACGCUGCUGAGUGGACAGCCAACGUUACAGCCGAGUUUAAGGAAACCAGGAGGCGGCUGAGUGUGGAGAUUUAUGACAAAUUCCAGCGCGCCACCUCCAUUAAACGGAAGCUCUCUGCGGAACUGGCUGGGAACCACAAUCAGGAGCUGACUCCCUGUAGGAGGACCCUGUCAGUCAACCACCUGACCAGCGAGAGGGAUGUGUUGCCUCCCUUACUGAAGACUGAAAGUAUUUAUCUGAAUGGUUUGACGCCACACUGUGCUGGCGAAGAGAUUGCCGUUAUUGAGAACAUUAAAUAGCUCUCCCUUUGAAGAGCUUUAGGCAUAGCCAUAGGUGAGGACUUCUAUAUGCUCUUUACGACUGUUGCUGGUAGCAUUUUUUAAAUUGUGCAUGAGCUCAAAGGGGGAAAAAUAUAUACAUCCAUCAUGGUCAUCUACCAUCAAGAGAAUUUGGAUUUCUGAGCCAGCACUAUUUUUUUUGCUGAUGCUUGUUGAAUGGCCCACUGUCUUUGACAAGUGGAAAGCAAGCAAAGUCUGAUGCCUUUUUGUGCCCAGACUGUUUUCUUCCCUCUUUUCCUAAUGUGCCAUAAGGCCUCAGAAUGAAUUAUAAUUGUUUUUGGUAAUAAUGUAGCUUUGAGGGAUCAGUUCUUAACUUUUCAGGGUCUACCUAACUGAGCCUAGAUAUGGACCAAUUAUGGAUGACAACAUUUCUUUUUGUAAAUGGCAAGAAAUUCUUAUGCAGCCUUUUACCUAAGAAAUUUCUGUCAGUGCCUUAUCUUAAUGAAGAAACAGAACCUCUCUAGCUAACGUGUAGUUUCUCCUUCCCUGCCCCACCCCUAGGCUCACCUCUGCAGUCCUUUCCCCCAGUGCUCAGAUUUGAAUACCAGAUCUUGCUGGAAACUGUAUGUAAAAUGACUGAAGUGAUGAUGCCCAAAGAAGGAAUAGAUGCCAAAUUAGAUGGACAUUGAAGCAACACUCAAACUAGCAUUAAAGGCACUGCAGAGAAAGCAGGUGCAAAGAUGGCCCUUCUGAGUAUUUACUUGACUCAGGUACCAGUGAUACAUACAUACAGUGUAAUUAUUACCAGGCCGGCAAAAUUGGCUGCCCCCAAACAGUCCCUUUUUCCCUGGCAGUAUUUGAAAUUUACCACUUAUUAAUAACUAUCCAUUUUUGUAAAGGUGGAAGAAGAAAAUCCAUAUAUAAGAAAAUCCAGUGAUCUGACAGAAGACUGUUAAAAAUAGGUAUUACUGCAGGUGAUUUAAAAUUUGGCAUGGAUUACCAUUCUGAUGAAAAGAAGAUAGCAAAACAAUGUUAUGAGUAUUUGCUAAUAAACAUUAUACUGCCAACAUCUAUUUGCUUUCUGAUGUAUGAGAGACUUUGUGUAAAUUUCCCUCCUUGGGUGACUUUGCCACAUAAGGGGAGGGGAUGCAGCUCUCAGAGCAGGGCACGGUCAGAGCCUCCUGGGGUCGUUCCUCUGGGGUGGUAACUGAGUGUAAGAGCAGAAGUUGAAACUGGGGUCACUGUGACUUUGCACAUGAAAAAAAUGUGGAUUGGAGGCAUAAUUCAUCUCUAGCAUUAGAGAAAAAGCUGUUAUAGCACAAUUUAAAUCUUGAGAGUGUUUAUUAUUAUUAUUAUUAUUAUUAUUAUUUUAGAUAGAAAAGGCUGAGAAUCCUUUUUAGUUUCAUUUUGUAUCCUGUAAGUUCUUGGAUGUUUCUAAGAUUCAGAAGAAAUUCAUUAAAGGCACCCAGUGGAUUGCUACCUUUUCCUUUAUUUUCAUACUUAGGUCUGUUGUACAUUGUAUAUAUAAUUUUUCAAAUGCAGAAAGAAAAUGAUUUCCCUAAAUAUAAUUGCAAAACUGAUUUCUUUUUCUUUUUUUUGUAUCUGGGUAAGUGGCAUUUGGAUUAGGGUCUUAAAAAUUCAACCCAGAAUCUUAAAAAAGAACCAACAACUAAUAGAUGCUUAUUUUCCAAAAUUUAAAUUUAAACUAGAAAUGUAAAUAUCAGUUAACUUGUGGAAGGUACUUUUAUAAAUUUUAAAAAGUCUAACCAAAAUUUUAGAAAGUCAGGCUCUUUUGGAAAGAAAGUUACACCCAUUUCCUCAAUAACUGUUCUGAAAGUUCCUAUGGUGGAAUGCGCCAUGUAUAAACUGUGAAUUGUAUUGACAAAUAAAGUUUGUAAUUAAAGUCA